GGGCUCGGCCACCGGAACUGCCCCACGGUACCGGCAGCGCCUUCCCGGGGCCGGGAUCCCCUUCCCAAUCCCACAUUCCAAUCCCACAGUCCCCUUCCCAAUCCCACAGUCCUCAUCCUGGUCCCACAUCCUGGUCCCACAUCCCGAUCCCGAUCCCACAUCCCAGGCACAAAUCCCCAUCCCCAUCCCAAAUCCUCAUCCCGAUCCCAAAUCCCAAUCCCACAUCCUCAUCACGAUCCCACAUCCUGAUCCCAAAUCCCGGUCCCAGAAUCCCCAUCCUGAUCCCACAUCCUGGUCCCACAUACCAAUCCCACAUCCCCAUCCUAGUCCCACAAUCCCCAUCCUGGUCCCAAAUUCCCAUCCCAGUCCCAGAAUCCCCAUCCCAAUCUCAUACCUUCAUCCCAGUCCCACAUCCCAAUCUCAAUCCCAAUCCCAAAUCCCCAUCCUGAUCCCAGAAUCCCCAUCAUGAUCCCACAUCCCCAUCCCAAAUCCUGGUCCAAAUACUCAUCCCGAUCCCACAUCCUGAUCCCACAUCCUGGUCCCAAAUCCCCAUGCUGAUGCCACAUCCCCAUCCCAGUCCCAAAUCCCAAUCCCACAUCCCCAUCCCGGUUCCACAUCCCGAUCUCACAAUCUCCAUCUCGAUCCCAAAUCCUCAUCCCAAUCCCAUAUCCCCAUCCCAAUCCCACAUCCCCACCCCAAUCCCACAUCUCCAUCCCGGUUCCACAUCCCGAUCUCACAAUCUCCAUCUCGAUCCCAAAUCCUCAUCCCAAUCCCAUAUCCCCAUCCCAAUCCCACAUCCCCACCCCAAUCCCACAUCUCCAUCCCGGUUCCACAUCCCGAUCUCACAAUCUCCAUUUUGAUCCCAAAUCCUCAUCUCAAUCCCAAAUCCCCAUGCUGAUCCCAUAUCCCCAUCCCAAUCCCACCUCCCGAUCCCAAAUCCCCAUCCCGAUCCCAAAUCCCCAUCCCCAUCCCAAAUCCUCAUCCCCAUCCCAAAUCCCAAUCCCACAUCCUCAUCCUGAUCCCACAUCCCGAUCCCAAAUCCCGGUCCCAAAUCCCCAUCCUCGUCCCACAAUCCCCAUCCUGGUCCCAGAAUCCCCAUCCCGAUCCCAAAUCUUAGUCCCACACCCUGAACCCACAUCCCCAUCCCAGUCCCACAAUUCCCAUCCCGAUCCCACAUCCCCAUCCCAAAUCCCGGUCCCAAAUUCCCAUGCCGAUCCCACAUCCCCAUCCCGGUUCCACAUCCCGAUCUCACAUCCUCAUCUCGAUCCCAAAUCCUCAUCCCGAUCCCAAACCCCCAUCCCAAUCCGACAUCCCCACCCCAAUCCCACAUCCCCAUCCUGAUCCCACAUCCCGAUCCCAAAUCCCCAUCCCGGUCCCCGCACUCCCGGAUUCUCCCGGCACCGCCUCACAGCUCCGGCCCUCCCUGUCCCUCCCUGUCCCUCCCUGUCCCCUCCCUGUCCCCUCCCUGUCCCCUCCCCUCCCCGCCCUCUCCCCGCUCCUCCUCCCGCCGCUCCGUCCCCGCCGCGCGCCGCAGCCACCGGGUGCAGACACGGGGACAAACCGGAGCCACCGGGGGGGGACCCGGGGACAAACCGGAGCCCCCGAGGGACCGCGGGCGGCUCCUGCCCGGGAGAGGGGCCGGAUGGAGGCGGAACCGGAGGCAGAACCGGCAGCGGCGCUUCUCGCGGAGCCGUGCCCCGCCGCGAGCACCCCCGUGCCGGCCUCCCCUCCCCGUCACCCCGCGGAGGGUGAGGAUGAGGAUGAGGGCGAGGACGAUGACGAUUUCCAGUUCCUGCGCUGCGACGGCUGCGGGCAGGACUCGGCGCGGCCGCGGCUGCUGCGCUGCCUGCACACGCUGUGCCCGGCGUGCCUGAGCGACACCAAGCAGUGCCCGCGCUGCCAGGCGGCCACGGCCGCGCCCGCCGUGGACAACCUGCUCUUCUGCAACCUGCGGAGCCGCCUGCAGCUCUGGCGGCAGAUCCGCAGCGCCGGCGGGCCCGGCUGCGGCCGCUGCCGCGCCGAGGCGGCGCUGGUGUGGUGCGAGGAGUGCGAGGAGUUCCUGUGCGGGCGCUGCCUGGAGGAGCACCAGUGGUGGCACAAGAAGAAGGCGCACAGGGUGCGCAGGGUGGAGGAGCUGCGGGCGGGCUCGGCGCGGCAGUUCCUGGAGGAAACGCGCGGCUCCUGCAGCCUCUUCUGCUCCAGCGGCAGCCACCCCGAGGAGAGCCGCGUGUGCAGCAUCUACUGCCCGCGCUGCGAGCGGGCUCUGUGCUGUCCGUGCGCGCUGCUGGACACCGGCCACGCUCCGUUCCGCGACCUGCGCGCCGAGAGCCGCCGGCGCCAGGACGAGCUGCGCUCGCUGCGCCGCGACCUGCGGCGGCUCCGCCGCGCCUUCGAGGCGGCCGCGGCGCGGCUGCGGGGCGAGGCGGCGCGGCGGGAGGAGCAGCGGGAGCGGCUGCGGGAGCGCGUCCGCGCCAGCGCCGAGCGCCUGCAGGAGCUGGUGCGCAGCGAGGCGGAGGAGCUGCGGGCGCUGCUGGAGGCGCGGCCGGAGCGCGGCCGGAGCGCGCUGGCGGAGGAGCUGCUCGGCGCCGAGGGGACGCUGCUGCGGCUGGAGGCGGCCGAGCGGCUGGUGGAGAGGCUGGGGCGCUACGGCGGCGAGCAGGAGCUCAUGGACAUGCAGCCCUUCGUCAAGGGCGCGCUGCUGGAGCUGCGGCGGCUGCGGCCGCCCCAGGUCCCCGAGCUCCGAGAGCCCCCCGACAUCACCGAGUGCCGGGUGCGGCUGCGGGCGCUGGUGGAGCGCGUCACGGGGCGGCCAGAUGUCCCCGAGGUUGAGGUGGCCCUGGAGAACAACCUGGAAGAGGAUCCCAAACGCAACAGCGUCUCCCCCAGCCUCGAGGAGAUCCAUGUGGAGCAGCCCGUCCCGCUGUGCUGCUGGACGACGCGGCCGCUCUCCGCCGUGGAGCGGGGCAGCCAGGUGUCCCCCAAGCUCCUGAAGCUGGAAUGUGACCACGAGCCGGGCCCCAGCCAUCCCAAAUCCCGGUGGGAAUUCCAGACGGAGCCCGGCCCCUCCACGGCACCGCACAACUGCGCCCACGCCGAGGGCGGCAGCAUCAUCAUCUGCAGCUCGGACGACAGCGACGAGGACACCGUGGUGGUGACGGUGACACCGGAGCCGUGCUGACGUCCCACGGGACCAUCCCGCCUCAUCCCGCCAUUCCUGGCCUCCCAUUCCCAGAUUUCCGCUUGGGCUUUCCUCUUCUUGGCCAAUCCCAAAUUUAUUCCUGGACUGAGCCUCCGGUGUUCCGGAGCGGCCCCAAAUCCGGCCGGGAUCUGCUGGGAUCUCCCCUUCGAGGCUCUGAGGUUCCCUGGGAAUCUUGUUCUCCUCUGAAAUCACACCUGGCUUGAUCCCAAAAUAAAGCUUGGGAUGGGAGUUGGGAUCCGUGCCGGCCGAUCCCGUUCUCGAGCCCCUCCAAAGGUGGGGAGAUGAUCCCAAGGGUGGGAUCCCCCCUCUGGGAUCCCCCACAGCAUUUGGAGCAGGGAAUUCCUUGGGAUUGGGAUUGGGAUUGGGAUUGGGGUCCUUCUCCCGAUGUAAUGAGGGAUUAAAAUCCCGGGUUUUUUUUAUGUCUCCCCUCAAUAAAUUUGCUCCAGGAUAAAAUUCCA
Messenger RNA from Vidua chalybeata, 3657 nucleotides. RefSeq names its product PML nuclear body scaffold (gene PML). Lineage: Eukaryota; Metazoa; Chordata; Aves; Passeriformes; Viduidae. Gene Ontology annotation, molecular function: zinc ion binding; ubiquitin-protein transferase activity. The transcript has 8 exons. The coding region runs from base 1208 to 3178 and encodes 656 amino acids. Gene Ontology annotation, biological process: positive regulation of DNA-templated transcription; intrinsic apoptotic signaling pathway in response to DNA damage; PML body organization. The record is from RefSeq and is a predicted model, not a curated record. Gene Ontology annotation, cellular component: PML body; nucleoplasm; chromatin.